Molecule: messenger RNA, 6440 nt
Organism: Tupaia belangeri chinensis (Chinese tree shrew)
Lineage: Eukaryota; Metazoa; Chordata; Mammalia; Scandentia; Tupaiidae
Gene: ZNF638
Product: zinc finger protein 638
Cellular component (GO): nucleus
Molecular function (GO): zinc ion binding; RNA binding
Source: RefSeq, a predicted model, not a curated record
GUUUCGGACCCGCUGAAGCGCUUUGUGUUAUUCUUGGAAAAUUUCGCACCACUUGUGAAUUCCUUGAACCUGGGCAUUGCAAACCCACUUCUGUUGGGCCCAUCUCCUUUGCACUUUGCUCAGAUUAAGACUCAGUUGGCGCUUCAGCAGCUGAAUGCCGUUACCUCACAUGGUUCUACAACACCUUACACCUUAUUAAAUCAGGCUUUCUUGAAAAUAGCCAUGUCGGGACCCAGGUUUAAUCCUCGAGAAAACUUUCCACUUCAAAGGCCACAUGCACCUCACCCUUCUGGGAUGAGGCCUCCAGGACCAUUUAUGAGGCCUGGAUCUAUGGAUCUUCCAAGAUUUUACCCAGCAGGGAGAGCAAGUGGAAUUCCACACAGGUUUGCUGGCCACGAAUCUUAUCAGAGCAUGGGACCACAGAGAAUGAACGUUGAGGUUACACAGCACCGAACUGAUCCAAGACUGACCAAAGAAAAAUUGAAUUUUCAUGAAGCACAACAAAAGAAGGGGAAGCCUCAUGGUAGCCGGUGGGAUGGAGAGCCUCAUAUAUCUGCAUCGGUGGGAGUGAAACAGAGUUCUGUAACACGGGUUACAGAGCAGAGCCCUAAGGUACAGAGCCGCUAUACAAAAGAGAGUGCCUCAAGUAUCUUAGCAAGUUUUGGAUUAUCUAAUGAAGACCUAGAAGAACUUAGUCGCUAUCCUGAUGAACAGCUAACUCCUGAAAAUAUGCCAUUAAUUUUGAGGGAUAUAAGAAUGCGAAAAAUGGGGCGCCGAUUACCUAACUUACAUUCUCAGAACAGAAAUAAAGAAACACUUGGUAGUGAAGGAGUUUCAAGUAAUGUGAUUGAUUAUGGGCAUGCAAGCAAAUAUGGCUACACAGAAGAUCCGCUUGAACUAGGUAUAUAUGAUCCUGAAAUGCCAACCGAUGAGGUCAAGAAUGAAUUUCAGUCACAACAGGGCAUUUCUGCACCUGUUCCCACUCCAAAUGUGCUAUGUAAUUCUAUGUUUCCUGUUGAAGAGGUAUUUCGCCAGGUGGACUUCCCCCGUGAAUCCUCUAAUAAUCAGUCCUUUUUCCCAGCUGAGAGUGGAACCAAGAUUUCAAGCUUACACAUUUCAGGAGGACAGCCAGUCCUUGAACCCGUAAAAUCUGUCGGCCAACCUAUUAGCCAAACAGUUAGCCAGAGGAUGAGUCAGUCUUUGAUUCCUCCAUCUAUGAACCAGCGUUUUUCAUCUGAAUUAAUUUCAGUUGUAAGCCAACAAGAGCGAGUACCGCAUGAACCUGUGAUUCAUUCACCUAAUGUACAUGUUGGAUCAAGGGGAAGUAAAAAGAAUUACCAGCCAGAAUCUGACAUUCCCAUUCAGUCUCCCUUUGGAGUUGUGAAAGCAUCAUGGCUACCAAAGUUUUCACAUGCCGAUGCCCAGAAGAUGAAGAGACUUCCAACUCCUUCUAUGAUGAAUGAUUAUUACGCAGCAUCUCCAAGAAUAUUUCCACAUUUGUGUUCUCUGUGUAACGUAGAAUGUAGUCAUUUGAAGGAUUGGAUUCAGCAUCAAAAUACAUCUACUCAUAUUGAGAACUGUCGACAGUUACGUCAACAGUAUCCUGAUUGGAAUCCUGAGAUCCUUCCCUCAAAAAGAAAUGAAGGCAAUAGAAAAGAAAAUGAAACUCCGAGAAGACGUUCUCAUUCCCCUAGUCCUAGGCAUUCAAGAAGAUCAAACUCAAGUCAUAGGUUCCAUAGAUCUCGAAGCCCAGUACGUUACAUGUAUAGACCGAGAAGUCGAAGUCCAAGAAUUUGCCAUCGUUUCAUUUCUAGAUACAGAUCCAGAUCCAGAUCCCGUUCACCAUAUCGAAUUAGAAAUCCAUUUAGAGGUAGUCCACCGUGCUAUCGGUCUGUUAGCCCUGAAAGGACAUCAAGGAGAUCAGUGAGAUCAUCAGACAGAAAAAAAGCACUAGAAGAUGUAGUGCAACAGUCUGGGCAUGCGAUAGAAUUUAAUAAACAGAAGCAUCUUGAAGCAAUUGUUGAUAAAGGACACUUACCAGCCCAAAAACCUAAAACUGGUAGUGGAACAAAGCCAUCAGUUAAAUCUACAACCUCUGUAAAGGGCGAAUCAAAUUUAGGAGGACAUUCUACUCAUUACAAAUCAAAAAAUCUUGAGGGUGACACCUUACCAGAAUGCAAACAAGUGCCAAAUAAAGCUAUUUCUCUCCAGCGUAAGCUUCGGAAAGACCAGUCUCUGCAUUACAGUUCAGUUCUUCUUAUAUCUGAAUUACCAGAGGAUGGCUGUACUGAAGAAGAGAUUAGAAAAGUAUUUCAACCAUUUGGAAAAGUUAAUGAUGUCCUGAUUGUUCCAUAUAGAAAAGAGGCCUACUUGGAAAUGGAAUUUAAAGAGGCAAUUACUGCAGUCAUGAAGUACAUUGAAGCAACACCUGUUCUUAUAAAAGGAAAAAGUGUGAAAAUAUGUGUUCCAGAAAAGAAAAAAGCACAGAACAAAGAGGUGAAGAAAAAGACUUUAGAUUCAAAGAAAGCAUCUGCUUUAAAAAAAGAUGCAGAUGCUUCAAAAGCUGUUGAAACUGUUACUUCAGCUUCUACUGGCAAAACUGGACAAGCCAAGGCAUCUGCAGCCAAAAUAAACAAAUCUGCAGGAAAAUCUGCGAAUUCUGUAAAAUCUGUGGUAACGGUAGCUGCUAAGGGUAAUAAAGGGUCAGUGAAAACAGCAAAAUCUACGGGAAAGAAGUCUCUAGAAGCCAAAAAGGCUGCAAAUGUCAAAAUUAAGGAUGCCAGUAAAGCUGUGACUAUACCAGAAAACUCUGAAAUAAAGACCAAUAUGGAAGUCAUAGUCACUGAAAACAAUGCUAAAGAAAUUGUUUCAGAAGCUGCUUUGGAGACCACAGAAAAUGAACCAAUUAGCAAGGAAACGGAAGAAAUGUGUUUGGUACUUAUUUCAAAUUUGCCUGCUAAAGGUUAUUCUAUAGAAGAAGUGUAUAACUUAGCAAAACCAUUUGGUGGUUUAAAGGAUAUUUUGGUAUUAUCAUCUCACCAAAAGGCAUAUAUAGAAAUAAAUAGAAAAUCUGCAGAAUCUAUGGUAAAGUUUUAUACCUGUUUCCCAAUAUCAAUGGAUGGAAAUCAACUCUCAAUAAAUAUGGCUCCUGAAAACAUAAAUAUAAAAGAUGAGGAAGAUAUAUUUACAACCUUGAUUAAAGAAAACAACCCAGGGGCAAAUUUGGAUAAAAUUUACAGUCGAUUUGUACAUCUUGAUAAUUUACCAGAAGAUGGACUUCAGUGUGUGCUUUGUAUUGGACUUCAGUUUGGAAGAGUGGAUCACCAUGUAUUCAUGAGUAAUAAAAACAAGGCAAUUCUUCAGUUAGACAGUCCUGAAUCUGCUCAAUCCAUGUACAUCUCUUUGAAACAAAAUCCACAGAACAUAGGUGACCAUGUAUUGACCUGCACAUUAUCUCCAAAGAUGGACUUGGCAGAGAUUCCAACUGAGAAAGACACAGAACUAGGAAGAGAAAGCCCUGACUUGAAAAACAGUCCAGUUGGUGAAAGUGAGGUGCAAACAGCAGCUGAUAGUCCCUCUGUUAAACCUAAUGAAAUUGAAGAAGAAACUACUCUCAACAUUCAAACAGAAACUUUGGUUUGAGGAAGAAUCUGAAAAAGCACUGUGUGACUCAGAUUUUGCUAUCGAAACACUGGAAAUUGAAACUCAAGGAGAGGAGAUCAAAGUGGAUAUUCCUCUUGAAGCAGCCACUCCAGCCAGUAUUGAAUUAUUCACUGAAAAUGUAGAGGAGUCUGCUUUAAUUCAGCCAGUAUAUACUGGUGACUUUGAGAAGGAAGAAGCAGAAAUUAUUAACCCUGAAAUAGAAUUAUCAACAUCUGACAGUGCACUUAUAGAAGAAAGGGACAUCAAAGGAAUUUUAGAAGAAUCUCCAUCUGAUGCAGAAGAUUUCUUUUCUAGAAUUACACAGUCCAUGGUAGAAGCUGUAGCUGACAUGGACAAGCAUGAAACUGUUUCAGAAAUAAUGCCACCUGUUUGUGUUUUGACCUUGGUACCAGGAAAUUCCACUGGGGAUGAGAGGGCAGUGAACAAAAAGGCUAUUUCUGAAAAAACUAACAUGGAGGAAAAGGAGGAGAACGAAUUUGAUGUUAAGGAAACAAGCAUGCAUCUCGAAAUAGAAACAGAGAAGGUGGAAAAGAAUGAAGCUGGGAUGGUUGCAGAAAAGGUGGAAAAGAUUAUGGCAAUAGUGAAAGAAAAGCCUGCAGAAAACACUGUGAUCGAGGAGGCAUACCCAAAUAAAGGACUGGAUCAGGCCAAUAAGCCUGAUGAAACCAGUAAAACUAGUAUGCUGGCUGUAUCAAAUGUAUCUAGCAGUAAAGCAGGCAUCAAGGCUGCUGUGGUCUCUUCUAAAGCAAAAGCUAUAGCUUCGAAAACUGAAAAUCAAAAAAGUUUUCUAAAAUCUGUGCUUAGAGAUCAAAUAAAUGCUGAAAAGAAACUUUCAGCCAAGGAAUUUGGUCUGCUUAAACCUGCAAGUGCCAGAUCAGGCGUGGCUGAAAGCAGCAGUAAAUUCAAACCCACCCAGGGCGGUGUUACAAGAGGAGGCAGUGGAAGGAUCUCAGCCCUGCAAGGCAAGGAUUCUAAACUGGAUUACAGGGAUAUAACAAAACAGUCUCAGGAAACAGAGGCUAGACCUUCCAUCAUGAAACGGGAGGACAGCAACAAUAAGACUGUGCCUGGGCAAAACACUAAGAAUCCUAAAAGCACCACUUGUCGAAGUUUCAAAUCUAAAAAGCAGGAACCAUUAUUUCCAUUUAAUUUGGAUGAAUUUGUUACCGUGGAUGAAGUUAUAGAAGAAGUGCAUCCUUCUCAAGCUAAGCAGAAUCCACUAAAGGGAAAAAGGAAAGAAGUUCUCAAAAGUGCUCCGCCAUCUGAUCUUAACUUAAAAAAGAAGAAGGGGAAAACUUCUAUUCCUCGUGGUGUUGAGGGAGAAUUAUCUUUUGUAACAUUGGAUGAGAUUGGGGAAGAGGAAGAUGCAGCUGCACAUCUAGCACAAGCUCUAGUCACUGUGGAUGAAGUAAUUGAUGAAGAAGAAUUAAAUAUGGAAGAAAUGGUAAAAAAUUCUCACUCACUUCUUACAUUAGAUGAAUUAAUUGACCAAGAUGAUUGUAUUUCCCACAGUGAACCUAAAGAUGUUACUGUUCUGUCAGUGGUUGAAGAACAAGACCUUCUCAAACAGGAACGCUUGGUGACUGUGGAUGAAAUUGGAGAGGUAGAAGAGCUACCUUUAAAUGAAUCAGCAGACAUAACUUUUGCCACUUUAAAUACUAAAGGGGAUGAAGGAAAUACUGUAAGGGAUUCCAUUGGGUUCAUUUCUUCUCAGAUGCCUGAAGACCCUUCUGCAUUAGUUACUGUAGAUGAAAUACAGGAUGACAGCAGUGAUUUGCAUUUAUUGACUUUGGAUGAAGUAACUGAAGAGGAUGAAGAUUCACUGGCAGAUUUUAACAACCUUAAAGAAGAGCUUAAUUUCGUUACUGUUGAUGAAGUUGGAGAGGAGGAAGAAGGAGAUAGUGAUUUAAAAAUAGAGUUAACCCAAAGCAAAAAUGACCAUCCCACAGAUAAAAAAGGGGAAAGAAAGAAAAGAGCUUUGGACACAAAGAAGACAAAAUUUGAAGCCUUAUCCCAAGUGGGUCCAGUAAGUGAGAAUGUUAUGGAUGAUGAUCUGAAAACCGUGAUUGAAAGACACUUACCAGCUAAAGCACCAACCAAGAGAGUUAGAAUUGGGAAAGGAUCACCAACAGAAAAGGCUGUUAAAACAGAACCAGUAAAAGAUGAAGAGGCCUUCCAAAUUAGUGAAGUUGAUGAAGAAUCUGGAUUAAAGGAUUCAGAACCAGAGCGAAAACGCAAGAAAAUUGAUGACUCUUCUUUAGGCAAAUCAGUGGUACCUGAUGUCUCUGAAGAAUUGGACUUUCUUGUACCAAAAGCUGGAUUCUUCUGUCCUAUAUGUUCCCUCUUCUACUCAGAUGAAAAGGCAAUGACAAAUCACUGCAAGAGUACACGUCAUAAGCAAAAUACAGAGAAGUUCAUGGCCAAGCAGAGAAAGGAAAAGGAGCAGAAUGAAGCCGAAGAAAGAAGCUCUAGGUGAUUGAAGGCAAAGGGAAAGAAUUCAUUAGAAAUUCAUUUAGGGUCCAGUUUAUUUGUGUGUUUUUGUUAUCAUUUAAUUUGUAAUUUUCAGAAGCAAAUAUUCAUGUUGUACAAAUUCUGAUUGCCCUUGAUGUAGAGAGAGACUGAUGGGGAAAGUAUGAUGGGUUUGGUUUUUAUAUCAAAUCAUCAGGCAUGGAGAAAUAUCUUUUAGAAGUGUUAAAAUAAAUGUUCCUACUGUAUAUUUAAAAUAUCAUCUUGUGUUUAUGGCUGAUUUAUUAAAGACUUGCUUGCUUCUGAUUGUA